Microthlaspi erraticum is the source of this 339-nucleotide messenger RNA. The record is from the annotation of a GenBank genome assembly. NCBI's taxonomy places the organism in Eukaryota, Viridiplantae, Streptophyta, Magnoliopsida, Brassicales, Brassicaceae.
AUGAGUAGAAAAGGAGUUACAACCAAAAGAGUGAAGACUGUCCAGACGGCUCUAUCGAGAAUCAGCGCCCAAACCGCGCAGCGGCUGGCCGAGAAACGUUUGUUUCGCGCUCGGCCAAAACCAUCCGUCCGUCUGAAGUCUCGGCCAAAGUUCAAGACCAUCCGGCCGACUGAACAGCACGACCGGGAAGCAAUGUCCCGCGGUCGGCCGAGCCAGGACCACUCCAUGCCAUGCCGCGGUCGACCCAAAGCCCGUUUUGAAGCCCGAUUUCAUAUUUUCAUGGCCCGGUUAACCCUAAGCCGCCUCAAAAGACCUAGCACUAUAUAUAUAGCUUUUUAG